UUGCAACCAAAUAAAACUUCCUUUAAUUAAAAUUCAACCAAUAAUCUCUCUAUCUUCCUCUCUCUAUCUCAUGCAUUCGUUGACUUUAAACAACCCAAAUAACAAUUUUUCUAGCCAUUGUCAUGGCUGACCAAAUCAAUACUCAUAUAAUCUCCUUUUCCAAUCCCUGCAGCUUGUUUCUUCCUCAAGGAGAUGAAUAGCACAGCAGAUUCUGGUGGACUUACCAACAUUGGAGGAUUUGGCUAUGGAAUUGGAGUUUCAAUUGGAAUCCUUCUGCUGAUCACAACUAUCACCCUGGCUUCCUAUUUCUGCACCCGGACUGACCUGCAGACAAUGGCCCCAGCAACUCAAAGGACUCUUCCUCAACUCCCGAUUGAAACUCAUGAUUAUGUCGUCGAUGUAGGCCUCGAUGAGGCCACCAUCCUGAGUUAUCCAAAGCUGCUUUACUCGGAGGCCAAGCUCAAGAAGACAGACUCCACCGCGACAUGCUGCUCGAUUUGUUUAGCAGAUUACAAGAGUACUGAUAUGCUUCGCCUGCUGCCUGAUUGUGGGCACCUCUUCCAUCUCAAGUGUGUUGAUCCGUGGUUGCGGCUGAACCCCACUUGCCCAGUCUGUAGAACAUCUCCAUUGCCAACGCCACUCUCGACACCUCUGGCCGAGGUAGUUCCAUUGGCAAGCAGAAGGGAUUGAUAUUUGGUGGCUACAAUGAGAGGAUAUUGUAGAAUUGCAAUUUUGGUCUAUGUACAAAUUGCUACAUGACAACUCUUUUGGUAUAUUCUUUUUUUUUUUUUUUUUUGGGUAGCCUUGGAUCUAAUUCUAUAUCAUAUAGUUUGAAAUU
Quercus robur (English oak) is the source of this 838-nucleotide messenger RNA. RefSeq names its product RING-H2 finger protein ATL70. NCBI's taxonomy places the organism in Eukaryota, Viridiplantae, Streptophyta, Magnoliopsida, Fagales, Fagaceae. The coding region runs from base 193 to 690 and encodes 165 amino acids. The record is from RefSeq and is a predicted model, not a curated record. The transcript has a single exon.